Carassius auratus (goldfish) is the source of this 1546-nucleotide messenger RNA. RefSeq names its product carboxypeptidase A1-like. The transcript is spliced from 11 exons. Gene Ontology annotation, biological process: proteolysis. Lineage: Eukaryota; Metazoa; Chordata; Actinopteri; Cypriniformes; Cyprinidae. Bases 75 to 1346 code for a protein of 423 amino acids. The record is from RefSeq and is a predicted model, not a curated record. Gene Ontology annotation, molecular function: zinc ion binding; metallocarboxypeptidase activity.
AUCAUCAUGGUCAGAGCUAAAGUGAUAAAAUAUAAAGUGUGAUCUUUAAUACUGAUAGCUUUACUUUACACAAGAUGAUGAAGGGAAUACUAUUUUUAACUACUCUGUUUGUGGCCAAUUUUGCCAAAAAGACUUUUGAGAGAAACCAGGUUCUUCGGAUCACCGCAAAAGAUGAGGCGCAGAUCUCUCUCCUGAAGGAGCUUUCUGAGCAAGAACAUCUCGAGUUGGACUUCUGGAGGGAGCCCAUUCAUGAGUCCUUGCCUGUGGACGUCCAUGUCCCGUUUCACAGUCUCCAGGACGUCAGGGCGUUCCUGGGAAACAAUCAGAUCCAGUAUGAUGUCAUGAUCAUGGAUGUCCAGGACUUGCUGGAUGACGAGGAACGUGAGAUGGUGAAAAAUUGUUCCUCUCCAAAAAGUACUGAUGACUUCGUCUACUCCGCCUACCAUAACCUAAAUGAGAUUGACUCUUUCAUAGACAUGCUUGUGGCAGAGAAUGGAAAUCUGGUCAGCAAAAUUGUGAUUGGUCGGAGCUACGAGAAACGCUCAUUGAACGUUCUGAAGUUCAGCACUGGAGCGAACCGUCCAGGUAUUUGGAUUGACACUGGCAUCCACUCCAGAGAAUGGGUCACCCAGGCCAGCGGAACCUGGUUCGCCAAAAAGAUCGUGAAAGACUACAAACGUGAUCCAGUCCUCACCGACAUCCUUAACAACUAUGAUAUCUUCCUGGAGAUUGUCACCAACCCUGAUGGUUUUGCAUACACCCACAACAGAGUGAGUUUAAAGGACCGCAUGUGGCGUAAAACCAGAAAGCUGAACCCUGGCUCCAGGUGUGUUGGCGUUGACCCCAACAGGAACUGGGAUGCUGGCUUUGGAGGUGCUGGUUCCAGUGGCAAACCUUGCUCUCAGACGUAUCGUGGACCCAGAGCUAAUUCUGAGAGAGAGGUCAAGGCCAUUGUGGACUUUGUGAAAUCUCACGGCAAACUCAAAGCAUUUGUGUCCAUCCACAGCUAUUCCCAGAUGCUCCUUUAUCCAUACGGAUACACACACACUCCUGCAAAGGACAAUGAUGAACUGAAUGAGCUCGCCGAGAAGACUGUCUCUGCCCUGCAGUCAUUGUACAACACUCAGUACAGAUUUGGAAGCAUCAUUACUACCAUCUAUCAAGCCAGUGGAGGCACUAUUGACUGGACCUACAACCAGGGCAUCAAGUACUCCUACACCUUUGAGCUGAGAGACACUGGCAGGUAUGGUUUCCUCCUGCCUGCCAAUCAAAUCGUCCCCACUGCUGAGGAGACCUGGCUGGCCCUGAUGACCAUCAUGAAGCACACCAGGAAAAAUCCAUAUUAAAAAUACAACAAUAUUUCUGUUAUGAGUCAAAGUAAAUAAGAGUGUUAAUAAAUGAAUAAAAUAAAAACAACAACAAAAACUGUUUUAUCAAUGUUGCUUUAAUAUACAAUACAAAUUUAAAUAUAUUGUUCAGCCCUGCAAAUCUCUGGAUACUGACUAAUAUACAGUAUCUGUACCAGAUAAAGUAUUGGAGUUUAUUA